This is a messenger RNA of Monodelphis domestica (gray short-tailed opossum), 5343 nucleotides long. The record is from RefSeq and is a predicted model, not a curated record. NCBI's taxonomy places the organism in Eukaryota, Metazoa, Chordata, Mammalia, Didelphimorphia, Didelphidae.
GCACCCGUGCCUCACGCCCGCAGCCCACCGUUUCAAACUGGCCCAGCGCCGGGUCAGGAGGGCCCCCGCGAGCUGGAGCUCGACAGUCCCGCGGGAACUCGGAAGGGCGCGUGCGCGCUCGCUCCGGGCCGGGUUGGGGGGCUCCCCAGUCGAUCAGAGGCCGCUUCCCUGAGCUCCAGCCGAGCCCCGGCGGUUGCCUUUGCGAGUCUAUUAGCAGGCGCGUGGUAACGAUGGCGGCUCUCUGGGAGACUUCCCCGUCACUGGAUACUACUCCUCCCGGCCCGCCGGCGGCGGCGGCGGCGGCGGCAGCUCCACCCCACCUACCCCCGCCCCCCCUUUGCCUUUAGUUUACAAGUAGCAAUUUCCCUGGCUGGUGCCGCGGGUCCGGAGGGAGCCAGGGUGCGCACCGUGGGGCGGGCGGGCGCAGCCGACACUCCCUGGAGGAGUCCAGAGGCAGACAUCCAAAGCCCAAAGCCUCCCGCCCGCCCAGGCCACCAUGGGGCUCCUGGACCGGCUGGGCAAGGAAUGGUUCAUGCUCUGCAUUGUGCUGGUGAUCGUGCUGGCGAAGAUGGACCCGUCCGUGGGGGCCAAAGGCGGACCUCUGAAGCCAGAAGUAACGAUCACCUACAUUGCCGUUUCAGCCAUAUUCUUUAACAGCGGACUGUCCCUCAAGACAGAGGAGCUGACGAGUGCUUUGAUGCAUAUAAAAUUACAUCUUUUUGUUCAGAUCUUUACACUCGCAUUCUUCCCAACAACAAUAUGGCUUUUUCUUCAGAUGCUCUCAGUUACACCCAUCAACGAAUGGCUUUUAAAAGGUUUACAAACAGUGGGCUGCAUGCCGCCGCCUGUUUCUUCUGCCGUCAUCUUAACUAAAGCUGUUGGUGGGAAUGAGGACCCUCCUUGCCUGGUGUCAUUUCUUGAGCUCUCGUGGGAUGAGAUUAGUCUAAAACAACAAAGUAGCCAGAUGUCUGGUUCUGAGAGAGUCCCAGAGGCCAGGCUACGGUAGGCAACAGAAAUCGCGUGGGGCUGAAGAUCAAAGAUACCUGAGAAUUACUUAUGGGCACAUAGUAUAUGUCAUUCCCAUUAUUAACAGUCUGAGAAAAUUUGUAUCCCUAAUUAACCCUUUUGUUGAAGUAACCCUAAUUUUUUGUAUAUUUCUUAAUAGGGUUUCUUUUCAAUGCAGUCUAGUAGUAUAAUGACACCACCAAUAAUGAUGAUAAUGAAAAUAGUAAUAAAACUCAACUAUAUAUCCACCCAGAGAAGAUGAAAAAUUUUAGGGACUUAGUCAAACUUAACUGCCAUUCUCAUCUCAAAGGCAGCCAUCCAAUCAAGUACAUAUUUCAUCUCUCAGUUAAAAGCUUCAGAAACAGUGAGCAGCCAUUCAGAUCAACAAAUAUUUCUCAUCAAAUCACUGAGCCUUACUCUUUAACAAUUUUAGCAUUGUUCUCAGUAGAAAUUUUCAAGCCUAACUUCCUAGUUUUCAGUUGAAUUUUGAAUAUGUCUCAGUGGAAGGAAAUUUGUACCCCAUAAAUGAUUUCCCUCCUUUCUGCCUCACUUUGCUAGGGUAUUAUUGAAAUGCUCAUUAAAAUCUCUAUUUCCCUCCCCUCACCUGUUGGUGUUAUAUAUGCCCAUCUGUAGCUACUAUGUAUAUAAAUGUGUAUAAUUCGAGGACUUAGGCUAUUUUCAGUUACUUUGGGUUCUAGAUGUUAGAAGCUUUUAGGAUUAAUUGACACUCCUGGGCACGUAUAGACAUCUGAUUUUUGCCUUUGAUGUCUUAGCCUCUAGAAAUAAGUAUCAAGACAAAGCAAAAGAUGGCUGUGGUAAAUGAAAAACACUAUUUGUUUUGCACCUGGCAACAACAGAGCAAUAUUCAUGCACCAUUUUUCCUGGUGUUAGAACCAUAAGCAGCAAGAGCAGAAUUGGCUUCCUUUAAUUCUUUUGGUAUGACAUUUUUUAGAACCAAUUAAUGCACCUACAGAAAAUCUAUAAAGGUGUCUUCUGUUUUAAUUGAAUAUAUUCGUUGGCAAUUCAGUCCCACAUUGUUGUUGUUGUUAUUGUCUAGGGAUCAAGGCUUCUUUUAACUUCUUGAGGGGAAGAAGCUUCAAGGAGGAUUUUGCAGGGACUCAUUGAUUUUUUUUCUCUGGGCAAUGAUGAAUUAAUUCCAAAUUUUGUCUUAAGCAUUUAAGACAGAAGCAGAAUUUACUGACUGCACAGAUUUCUGGAGUGGCCCCUGAAUGUUUUUUUCCCUAAAAAAAGAAUUAACAUAGCAAUGAAGGUUAAUUUGUAUUUUCCCUUUUCACAUUUGUACAUAGCUGCUUGUUUGUAUUUCUCAUUGUAAACAAUGAAUGUAUUGUAGCUUUUAAAAACCAGUAAGGUUGGAUAGAAAGGCAGACUUGGAGAAUGGGAGGUUUGGGGUUCAAAACUGGUCUCAGACACUUGGAAGCUGUGUGGCCCUGGGCAAGUCACCUGACGCCCAUUGCCUACCUCUUACUGCUUUUCUGCCUUAGAACCAAUACAUAGUAUUGAUUCUAAGAUGGAAGGAAAAUAGUCCAAGUCUUCAAAUUAAAAACAAACAACAACUUGUGAGUUUUCUGACUUCCUGUUUUAAAGGUCAGUUUUAGUGACAAAUAUAAUUGUUUUUGUAAAAACCCAAGUGUCAGUCAUUAAUAUGCUCACUCAAAUCUAGCAAUUGUCACGCCCCACAAUAUAAGAUGGUAGGGUAUAACCUAUAUUCAUUUCAUGAAUGAGAAUGGGCUCCCAGAAUUAGAGUAUAACCCAGCAGCUCCAGGCUACUCUGAUAAUGUGAAUUCUUGUUUCUCUCUUCUCAAAACAUUAUCUUUCUAAAUUUGAGAUGAGAAGGAGAAGGAAAAGCCCUGGAUAGGCAGAAGUUAGUUCUGGCAAUUUCUUUGUAAGGCAAGAUAAAAUUAUUGAUGUCAUGAGCAAUCUGUGUAUUUUUAUGAAUAUACAUAUACCUGGCAUAGCUUAGGUUUAUUCAUUGUCCAUAUAACAGUUAGUUGUUUACAGCUGUGACCAUAUGUUUGUGUGUAUGAAAAAAUAUAUACUGAGUAGAGAUAUUUUACUCUUUUAGUAACUUUUUCUUUUUUUCCCCUGAUGUUCACUGUCAUUAGAAAAUGUGAAGGAAAAGGAAAAACAGCAGUUUUUCUGUUUGUACCAUGGAGGCUAUGGGCAUCUGGGCAUGCACACUACAAAGAGUGUUGCCUUAGGAGUUUAUCAUGGAUUGGAAUCUCAAUUCUCUCACUUUAUUGCCCAAAUGACCCAGGGCAAGGUGCCUCAUUUCCCUGGGCUUCCAUUUCAUCAUUUGUAAAAUGUGAAUGUUGGACUUAACAUCCCUUCCAACUCCAUAUCUGUGAACCUAGGACCUUUUUUCUAUUUUUUUAUUCCUCUUCUCCCUCCCUCCUUUCUCCCUCCCUCCCUCUCUCACUCCUCUCCUUUCCUUCAUUUGCCUCCUUCCUUUCUUGGCCUUCUCCCUCCCUUGGCCUGGUCUGGAUUGAAAUAGUUUAAUUAGGAAGGACAAACUGUUAAGGUCCCACCUCUUAUCUCUUCAGUUAUGCCUCCCCUCAAUAAAUGUUGAGCUUAAUGAUGUCCGUGUUAUUACUCUGCCAGUGUUUGGCAAUGAGAGCAUGCAUUUAGGUUGAAUUAAGAUAGAUGCACAAUUUAAGAUGGUUUUGUUGGUUGGAACGAUGAUUCUCCAGCAUGCCUAUUCCCCAUAAUAUAUAACAAGCCUUGUAGAUCUGGAAAGGCUCAUGGUCAGUUUAAGUAGGCUGGCAUAUAUUACAGAGAACUGAAAGAAUGAGAGAUUUCAUUAAAAUGCAUAAGCCAAAAAGAAGGACAAGGUAGGAGGGAAGAUGCCAGGGACAGCUCCUGUUCUCCUUCAGUAUCCUCCUAAAGUCAAGAUAAAGGAAAGGAGGCCCUCCCUGGGCUGGUGGAUGGAUCCCUUAUGUCAGGGGACAUGGAUUGGAGUGGCACAAGAUGACCAGACUUUGCAUCUUCAGAGAAAACCUUCACAGUGAUGAGAUGACAUCUCCAUUGGGGGAAUUUGAAUAAUUUUGGUAGGGCAUGGGAGCUUUUUUUUCUUGGUUGAUGCUAUUUUGAAAGGUUCCUUUGACACUUGUAUUUUGCUGGUUCUUAUUUUCAGGGUUUUUUCUUUCUUUUGAGGUUUUGGUGUAAGAAUCUUGAACAUCUGGUUGUUGCCUUGGGUUCAGUUGCCCUAAGUGAUAGGACCAGAUGCUGCCAGAGGGGAGGGUUUGCAGUGCCUCUAUGACACUGGUCGGGGCCAUCCUAGGAGGAGAGAGUGACAUACUUGGACAAAAACUGAUCCAUGUUUGAACCCUUAAUUAUGACUUGCAGCUUUGGUAGCAAAGUAGUGAAAAAUAAUGGGCAGAAAUGAGUCUCGACGCUUACUUGACAGAAAUAGAAUGUUGGGUGCCUCUAUUAUAGAAAAUCUAAGCGGCCGACAGGAAGGGAAUCUUUUCUGUAGCUUGGAUCUCCCCUUUUCCAAUGGAGUGCUACAUGGUUAAAUAUAAAAUGAAACUACAACUGAUAAUCAAAUACACCGAAAUAAUAUUUGAGAACCAGGACUUCCUAAAGAUACAAGUUUCAGUUAUAUUAGCCUGAGGACUUUGCCUGAAGAAAAAAUGUAUAUGACUCAACAGCUGAAGGGCUAUUCGGGGAGAAACAAAGUAAAAUGGCAUCUAUUUUACUGUGUAAUUUUUGUAUUUCAUAUAUAGUCUUAUCCUUGGGAGAAAUGACAUGAGCAUAUACCAGAUGGAAACUAUCUCUGAGGCCAGGUCUACAUUACGAAGCAAAAUGAGUAUCUAAAAAAAUUCUAGAGCUUGAAACACAACUCUCCCUAGGGUUGUCCCUGCUACUCAGUAAAGUAGGUGGGAUAUAUCUGAAGUCUAUGGAGAAUUGCUUACUUAGGAACUGAAAGCCCAUUAGAAAUUAAUUACCUGUGUGACCUUGGUCAAGUUACUCAACCUGUGUGGACCACCACUCCCUUGUCUGUAAAAUGAGGAGAUUGAAUGAGAUAAUCUCUUAGGGUUCUUUUCAGCUCUCAAUCCCAAUGUUUCCAUGAAAAGGAUAUGUGAUAAUAGUAUAUAGUAGUGAUUAUAUAGGCAGGGAACUCAGGUUCAACUUCGGUUCUGCUGCUGACUCCUAACAUGGUCCUGGAUUGUGUCCUCGCCCUGAGAAUUAAUUUUCUUAUCUGUGAAAUAAGAGGGUUAGGCUGGACCAGCAGUUUCAAACUUUUAGGUCUCAAAACCCCUCUAUGCUCUUAAAAAUGACUGAAAACCCAAAAGAAAGCUUUUAUUUAUGUGGAUCAUA